Messenger RNA from Eupeodes corollae, 919 nucleotides. Its product is annotated as protein D3-like. NCBI's taxonomy places the organism in Eukaryota, Metazoa, Arthropoda, Insecta, Diptera, Syrphidae. The record is from RefSeq and is a predicted model, not a curated record. The coding region runs from base 91 to 720 and encodes 209 amino acids. The transcript is spliced from 2 exons.
AUUAACAUCAAACACGAAUCAAAUACAAAAUUUUAAGUCGUGUAACUGCUUUUUUAAAUUAAAUACAAAUUUAAAUACAUUUUGGCUCAAAUGGAAAGAAUACUUUAUAUGGCUUUAUAUGCAACUUCAAUUGUCAGAGUAGUCUGGGGAGGUGAUUCAGAAAUAACAUUGUUCUUGAAGCACAUACACGUCUUACCAGAUUGUGCUGCUGUGGAUGCAGUUGAUUUUCUAAAUGUAACUUAUGAAAGUGGUGCUUUUGCAAACAAGGGAAAGGAACUGACACCUACAGAAGUGAAAAAUCAACCAAUUAUUGAUUGGAAUAGCAAAGAUAGUUUCUUCUAUACUUUAAUGAUGAUCCAUUCUGAAACAACGCCUGAAUGCAUCAAAACCCUUACCAAGGAGUGCCAAUUUCAUCAUUGGCUUGUGGUAAACAUAUCUGGAAAUGAUGUUAGCUCAGGUGACAUUAUCAGUGAAUACCUUAGUUCAGGUCCAUCUAAAGGCACUGGAUUGCAUCUCUACGUUUUCCUUCUCUACAAACAACCCAGAGAGCUUGAGUUUGAAGAAAAAUUCAUAAACAGAUAUUCAAUGGCUGGAAGAUCAAACUUUUCAGUUGGCGACUUUUCAGAAAAGUACAAUUUGGGACUUCCUUUGGCAUCUAACUACUAUGUAGCUCAAUAUGACGACUAUGUACCAAUCGUUCAUGCCCAAAUAGGUUAUUAAGGGUUAAGGAAGUAUUAUUCUUCCAUAUGUUAAUAAAUAUAAGCAUUAAUGUCCUUUGUUUAAAAAUCACUAUGCUCCCAAAGUUCUUGACCAAUUGACUUUAUAAACAAUAAUGCAUUGGGAUAGGUUAUGUCAUCUAAUGGUUACAAAUAAAGCAAACACGAAACACAUUAUUUUCGUGAUAUCAGUUUCAAAGUUA